AUGACUCGCUCGCUUCUCUUACAGCGCCUACAGACGCUCGCUGAGCAGCAACCUCCCAGCCAGCCGCCCAGCAGACCGCGUGACCUGCCGGCGGAAGCUGCGCAAAGGGCGGAGGCUGCCCGCCGCGCAGGCGGCCCCGCGGCAGCAACAGCACAGCGAAGGGAAGCAACCGCAGCAAGGAGGGCAGGUGGGGAAGCACGGGAUGGAGGGGGGCGAGCGAAGGAGCGGCGUGGUGGCGUGCGCCCCGACCCCAAGGUGAGAGCCCCCCACGCGAGAGAGGGCGAGGUGAGAGAGGGCGAGGUGAGAGAGGGCGAGGUGAGAGAGGGCGAGGUGAGAGAGGGCGAUGUGAGAGUGGGCGAGGUGAGAGAGGGCGAGGUGAGAGAGGGCGAGGUGAGAGAGGGCGAGGUGAGAGAGGGCGAGAUGAGAGAGGGCGAGGUGAGAGAGGGCGAGGUGAGAGAGGGCGAGGUGAGAGUGGGCGAGGUGAGAGAGGGCGAGGUGAGAGAGGGCGAGGUGAGAGAGGGCGAGGUGAGAGAGGGCGAGGUGAGAGUGGGCGAGGUGACAGAGGGCGAGGUGAGAGAGGGCGAGGUGAGAGUGGGCGAGGUGAGAGUGGGCAAGGUGAGAGAGGGCGAGGUGAGAGAGGGCGAGGUGAGAGAGGGCAAGCUGGGCAUCAUCCCGCGGCUGAAGCAGCACGGGCGGUGGCGGCACUACAGGCGGUGGUGCAAGCACACGGCGCCCUGGCUGCCCCUCACUCUGCUCAACGCCCACACUUGCCCUUCUGCGGCCCCGCUGUGGGGCGAGGAGGAGUGGGAGGAGGAGGACGAGGAGGAUGAGGAGGAUUGGGGAGAGGGGGAGGGAGAGGAGGAUGAUGGGGAAGAGGAGGAUGAAGUGGUGGAGUCGGAGAGACAGAGGAGGGGUGGAGGCAGGGGGGGUAAUGGAGAGCGGUGGAGGGGUGGAGAGUUGGAUGGUGAUGAGUGGUGGGGAACGAGGAGGUGGGGAGCGGAGCGACAGAGAGGGCAGGGAGGGGGCUCGAGGAACAGAGAGAGACGAGAGGGUGUGGAAGGGAGAGGUGUUGGGAAUGCGGGGGGCGGGGAUGCACUGGAGAAUGGUGGGGUCGACCGUGCAGCUGACGCACCGCGGGCCAAUGGCGUUCCUCGUGCUGAGGUGGCACGUAACAAUGUCACUUUUGCUGACGGUGCUCGUCUUGCUGACGUGGCCCUUGUUGACAUGGCCCGUGCUGCUGACAUGGCCGGUGCAAGCGCGGAUGAGAGGGACGAGUACCCUGCGAGGCUGGCAGCGCGGAUCGCUGGCAUGGUGGCGAGCAGGAGGGAGCAAGGCGGCACAGAGAGGCUCGGGGUUGAGGGCGAGGAGGGAGGGGCCGGGGAUGGAGGAGGAGGAAAUGGCAGUGCACGGUGGAGGGAUGGGGUUCUAGAGGGGUGGAAUAGAGGGGAGGAGAGGCGAGGAGGGGGGCGAGGGGAGGAGGGGAGAGCGGGGAGAGGUGUGAAGCGGUCGAGGCCGGUGUGGGUGCAGGUUAGGGAGAGGAAGCGGCAGCGGCGGGUGAUGGAGAGUGUGGCGCGUGACCUCACCACGUUCAGGAGCAUGGCGGAGAAAGGGCAGCCCCACGUGCACCGAGACGUGAUGGCGGACCGUGUGUUUAAGUCGGUGCAGGACGUGCAGUGCACGCCUCCCUACGAGACAUCUCUUGACCCCUGUCCCAAAUCCCCCCGUUCUUCUUCACCACCAGAAGCGGUGGCGAACAGUGUGUUCACAACACCCUACGCGGUGGCAGACAGUGUGUUCAAGUCAGUGCAGGACGUGCAGGCCCUCCCCUCUCUCACGGACGCACAGCGCGUGACGGCCAUCGACGCCUUCCUGCAGCGCCCCCUCACCGCCCAUGCCUUCCAGGCCAUGCGCCCCACCCUGCAGACCCUCUUCGCCCGCCGCGCCCACGCCCAGGCCGUUGACAGACAGCUCGACGGGAUUCAAGCCGCCGCUCCUGCUGGGGGGGAUGCGCCCCUCACAGACCAGCUCCUCGCCCCGCUGCAGGGCGGGGCUGGGGUGGGGCUGCAAGGCGUGCCUGGUGUGCCUGGUGUGGCUGGGGUGGCUGGUGUGCCUGGUGUGGCUGGGGUGGCUGGGGUGGCUGGGGUGGCUGGUGUGACUGCAGGUGUUGGGGAGGUGUGGGGGGGAUCGGGGAUAGGGGGAUUGGGUGGGGGUGGGGGUGUGGGGGGGAUGGGCGCAGGGGGUGUGGGAAUGGGGGGGAAUGUCGUGGGGGCGAUGGGGUUUGGGGCAACUGGGGCGGGGGGUGUGGGAACAGCGGGCUUGGGAACUGCAGGGAUGAGCAUGGUGGUUACAGGGAUGGGGGGAACUCUGGUGGGGGAAGCGCGUAUGGGGGGAGUAGGAAUGGAUCGGGAGGUGGGGGUGUGGCAGCAGCAGCCUCAGCAGGAGGAGCGAGGGGUGUACAAGGUGUGGGAGGGGUUGGAGGAGGAAGAGGAGUUGGUGGGAGAGGAGGGGUUGGACGGGCAGAGGGGCCAGGAGGAGCAGGUGGGUUGA
This is a messenger RNA of Closterium sp. Naga37s-1, 2547 nucleotides long. Lineage: Eukaryota; Viridiplantae; Streptophyta; Zygnematophyceae; Desmidiales; Closteriaceae. The record is from the annotation of a GenBank genome assembly.